Molecule: messenger RNA, 1716 nt
Organism: Glycine soja
Lineage: Eukaryota; Viridiplantae; Streptophyta; Magnoliopsida; Fabales; Fabaceae
Product: tubulin alpha-3 chain
Exons: 3
Coding region: 95-1444 (449 amino acids)
Biological process (GO): microtubule cytoskeleton organization; mitotic cell cycle
Cellular component (GO): cytoplasm; microtubule
Molecular function (GO): structural constituent of cytoskeleton; GTP binding
Source: RefSeq, a predicted model, not a curated record
GAGUAUGUUAAGACUUGAGAGUGAGAGAGAGAGAGUGAGAGAGAGUGUGAGAUAGAGAGAGACGCUUCGCAAAUCUCAAUCGAAUCUCAGAAAAAUGAGAGAAAUAAUCAGCAUUCACAUAGGUCAGGCCGGGAUCCAGGUCGGAAACUCCUGCUGGGAACUCUACUGCCUCGAACAUGGCAUCCAGCCCGACGGCAUGAUGCCUUCUGACUCCACCUUCGGUGUAGCCCACGACGCCUUCAACACCUUCUUCAGCGAAACCGGAUCUGGCAAGCACGUCCCCCGUGCUGUCUUCGUCGACCUCGAACCCACCGUCAUCGACGAGGUCCGCUGCGGCACCUACCGUCAACUCUUCCACCCCGAACAACUCAUCUCCGGCAAGGAAGACGCCGCCAACAACUUCGCCCGCGGCCACUACACCGUUGGCAAAGAGAUCGUAGAUCUGUGCUUGGAUCGCGUCCGCAAGCUCGCCGACAACUGCACCGGCCUACAAGGCUUCCUCGUCUUCAACGCCGUCGGCGGUGGCACCGGUUCCGGUCUCGGAUCUCUCUUACUCGAGCGUCUCUCCGUCGAUUACGGCAAAAAAUCCAAAUUAGGGUUCACCAUUUACCCUUCCCCACAGGUUUCAACCGCAGUCGUUGAACCCUACAACAGCGUCCUCUCCACCCACUCCCUCCUGGAACACACCGACGUGGCGGUCCUCUUGGACAACGAAGCCAUCUACGACAUCUGCAGGAGAUCCCUCGACAUCGAGAGACCAACCUACACCAACCUCAACAGGCUCAUUUCCCAGAUCAUUUCGUCCCUCACCACUUCCUUGAGGUUCGAUGGUGCCAUCAAUGUGGAUAUCACUGAGUUCCAGACCAACCUUGUGCCCUACCCUAGGAUCCACUUCAUGCUUUCGUCCUAUGCUCCGGUUAUCUCUGCCGCCAAGGCCUACCACGAGCAGUUGUCGGUGCCGGAGAUCACCAAUGCCGUGUUCGAGCCCGCCAGCAUGAUGGCCAAGUGUGAUCCAAGGCACGGCAAGUACAUGGCUUGCUGCUUGAUGUACCGUGGUGAUGUUGUCCCUAAGGAUGUCAAUGCUGCUGUUGCCACCAUCAAGACUAAGAGGACUGUUCAGUUUGUUGAUUGGUGUCCAACUGGAUUCAAGUGUGGUAUCAACUACCAGCCACCUUCUGUUGUUCCUGGUGGUGACCUUGCUAAGGUUCAGCGUGCUGUAUGCAUGAUCAGCAACAACACCGCAGUUGCUGAGGUGUUCUCUCGCAUUGACCACAAGUUUGAUCUGAUGUAUGCCAAGAGGGCUUUUGUUCACUGGUAUGUUGGUGAGGGUAUGGAAGAAGGGGAGUUUUCUGAGGCUCGUGAGGACCUUGCUGCUCUUGAGAAGGACUAUGAGGAGGUUGGAGCUGAAGGAGCGGAAGAUGAUGAGGAAGGAGAGGACUAUUGAUAAUCGAAGGCUUUUUUUUGUUAUCAAUGUAAUUGUUUCCGAGUUAAAAGGGUAUAUGCUUCGUUACAUUACCCUGAACCAUUAUUGUUCGUUCUUUUUUGUUUUUGCUCCUGCUGUGUGAUAUAGUUCUCCAUUAUUCAAACUGUGAAGUGAUCAACAUUAUGCUUCUAUUUGGUGGUUUAGGACCUGUUGUUUGCGAUCCUCAGUCAUGUAUUCAGAAUUGUCCAUGUCAAAAGUUGAUUUCUUAUGUUUAUCUCGCAAAUUUUACCGGA